Messenger RNA from Toxotes jaculatrix (banded archerfish), 1596 nucleotides. It is a transcript of the gene tesca, whose product is annotated as tescalcin a. The record is from RefSeq and is a predicted model, not a curated record. The coding region runs from base 88 to 750 and encodes 220 amino acids. Lineage: Eukaryota; Metazoa; Chordata; Actinopteri; Toxotidae. Gene Ontology annotation, molecular function: calcium ion binding. The transcript has 8 exons.
AGCAGCGCGAUAAAGCAGCCGCGGCACGGUAACGUUCAGCCAGUCGAACCAGACAAUGCGCCUUGACGCACCGGUGGAACAGCGACGAUGGGAGCUUCACAGACGCGCUCCGCGCACAAGUACCAGGACCUGAUGGAUAAAACUGGAUUUUCAUUGGAGCAGAUCAAAAACCUUCACAAACGCUUCCAGCAGCUGAGUGGAAAUGAAGAGACAAUAAGUAGAGAAAACUUGGACUCCAUACCAGCCCUUGCCAACAAUCCAAUCAGAAAGCAAAUUAUUGAAGCAUUCUUUGAUAAAAGGAACCAGCAUCAGAAUGAGGUUGGCUCCUUGGAUGAGAUUGGCUUCGAGCAGUUUCUCAUGGUCAUGUCUCACUUCCGCCCUCCAAAUUUGAAAACGACAGAGGAGGAGAGGGAAGCCAUGAGAAAGGAAAAGCUUCGCUUCCUUUUCAACAUGCAUGACACAGACAAUGAUGGCACCAUCACUCUGGAGGAGUACAGGAAGGUAGUAGAGGAGCUUCUGUCAAAGAGUGGAGCCAUCGGGCAGGAGGCUGCCAAGGCAAUAGCAGAUGCUGCCAUGUUGGAAGUAGCGAGCACAAAUGUGCCCCACAUGGCCCCGGAUGAUUUCUAUGAAGGAAUUACGUUCGAGCAUUUUGAACAGAUUUUAAAAGGCCUUGAAAUGGAGUCCAGGAUGCACAUUCGCUUUUUGGAUGUAGACACCACAACGAUGCGUUGUGGGAGAUCAACCUCAUGAAAGAGUUGUUCUGGUAAAGAAAUGUUUAUGAUACUGCUGUUUUUAGCAGAACCUCCCCAGUCCUUAAAUGGUAUGAAGCCAAAUACUUUUGAUACGGUCUAAUAUAUUUUCAGACGGCAAGAAAUAACCAGACUUUUUUUUAAAAUACGAAUUAUAAAUAGUAUCUGCUGCUGACGCAGUUUAAGGUUCGACUAAUUUGUGGGAGUAUUCAAAGGACGUUUUCUCCUCCAAGCCCAGGGAAUUCAGUUUCAUGUUGUUUUUCCAUUUUCAAACAUUGUUAUCUGAAAAAUAACAAUUGUCACACAUUUCAAAGAAAAUUAUUUCCGUUUUUUUUUGCAAAUUAAUGCACUACAACUCUGCAUUCUCCCAGUGUUUUACAAACUUUCUACAUGUUACAGAUUCUUUGUACUUGAGUGAAAAAAGUUCACAUGUUGGAUGUAGUCCGUCGAGCUCAGUGGCUGGGUGAUCUACUCUGGCUAAAAUCCAAAGCAUGAGAUGGAGGCCACAUACCAUUCCUCUGCAGCUCCAGAAUAGUUAUAGGUUUAUGUUCUCUGAGACUCUGUGUAUUAGUGAACCAGAUAAAUGUAAAACAUUACUAUAAAGCAACUGCAUAUAUAAAAAAAAUAGUGAUACUAAUAAAUAAUUUACUGAGCAGAAUUUUAUGUAGUAAUUAAGGUAGAAAUGACAUUUUUUAUUGCUGUGAUGCUGCACAGUGGCACUGAGCCCACCGUGCAGGGAGUCAAACAUCUAUUAAGAAUGUAUUAAUUUUACAGUAAUGGUUUAAAAGGCUUUGAUCCUGUGCAACACCUGAAAUCAGCACUGUAAAGUAUAAUUACCUAUACAGCA